AUAUAAAUUAUAGUCACCACCUGCUUUAUAAAGCGACAGCUCUAGAAUGAAAGAAAACAGGACUGGAAUGCAUGAAAAAAGGUCUUCUAUUCCUAAUUACCGACGAACGAGCGUUGUCACAAAUCCCUUUCUUCUCUCGGAAAUUGACGAGGAAAGUUACGACUCGAGUUCCGAACCAAUCUCGAACGCCGACAAAUUACCGAAAACAUCUCAAACAGCACCACUGCUGCAAAAACAGACUAGAGGUGGUGGCGUUAGUUUUAAAUCAGUUGCAAAGGCUAUCACCAAACAGAGAAACUGGUCCACGGUACUGAAGGAAGUACGUCAAUCCGAUGACCAUAGCCGUGCCCGGGGAUUUGUUGCGAAUCUCGAGGACGGAGAAGGAAGAUUGAGUUUCAACGUUAAUGCUUUUAAGUCAGAUGUCCAGUCUUGUGGCGGUUUAUCUCCGGCUGUGAAGAAAACACUGAGAGCCCAGUCUUGGAACAGGACCGAAGAGGAAAUUGAAGUUGUCAUGCAAGUUGUGAAAAAGUUAAAAUGCUUUGCCCGCUAUCCCAUGUACGUCAAAAGAGAACUCGCCAAAGUAGUGUACUACGACAUGUUUGAGGGAGGGAGAGUGGUCAUAAAACAAGGACACGUUGGUAUUUCGUUUUAUUUUAUCGUGUCCGGUUCAGUGAUGGUGGAAAGAAUGGAAGUAGACAAAUUCACUGGUGAACAACAUACACAGGUUGUAGGAGAGAUGGGAGAGGGAGAUGCUUUUGGAGAGCUUGCUUUGCUUCAUAACACAAGGAGGGCAGCCACUAUCAUAUGCAAAGAAAACUCGGAAUUCCUAAGGGUUGACAAGCCUGAUUUCGAUGAGGUUCUGAGAAACAGUCAUCAGAUCGAGUGGGAGAGAAAACUGGCUGUACUAAAUUCUCAACCUGCUCUCCAAGAUUGGGCAAGAACUGAAAUCAGAAACACAAUUGCACACACAAAGAUCAGAGAGUUUUCUCCCAAUACAGUUAUUCUGGGCAAUAUGGAUACACCUGCUGAUGAUGUGUACUUCAUUCAAUCUGGUAAAUGUAGAGUAGUCAGAGAGAUAACAGUGAUCAAGAAAGAAUCUUCCUCUGGCAAAAUCAAACUAACACUGCCACCCAUUAACUUUACUGACAACUACAUCAAGAACAAACCAAAGGAAAGUGUAGUCAGAAAGUUUCUCACCAUACACAUACUAAACAGGGGAGAUUUUUUUGGAGUAGGCGAGGACUUGAAGAAAACUUUUAUUAUCUCAGUUGGAAGGGUACACUGUCUGCUGAUAAGUCGACUCAUCUUCAUGAAAAAGGAAAGAGGAAAAAGCCUGGAGGCCAUGAAACAGCAUAUGAGUGAAACAUUUCUAACACACAAACAGGCAUUCAAGAGUUACAUUGAGGAUAGAGACUGGAAAAUUUAUAAAAAGAAACUUGUUGAUGAAAUUGUGAAGAAGAAAAGAAGGCCAAACUGUUCAACAUACGAUGAUGUUCCAAUUGUUGUGAGAAUUGAAAACAACCACUACUUUGAAAAAUAAUUUAAAUGAAUAAGGUGUUUAUUGCAAAUUCAUGUACAUGCACUUUUAAUGUAUUAACAUUUCACCAUGGUGCACAAGGUUCAAAACUACACAUACAUGACAAGAAUAAAAAAAAAAUAAAUAAAAUUGUAAAUGA
Stylophora pistillata is the source of this 1676-nucleotide messenger RNA. RefSeq lists its product as uncharacterized. NCBI's taxonomy places the organism in Eukaryota, Metazoa, Cnidaria, Anthozoa, Scleractinia, Pocilloporidae. The record is from RefSeq and is a predicted model, not a curated record.